AUGGCGACCAACGGCGAGCUCCCAAUCGAACCCCACAAGACCUUCGACACAAUCCUCGUCCUUGACUUUGGCUCCCAAUACUCCCACCUAAUCACCCGGCGUCUCCGCGAGCUCAAUGUCUACUCCGAAAUGCUCCCUUGCACGCAGAAGCUAUCCGAGCUAUCAUGGAAGCCCAAGGGUGUCAUUCUAUCCGGAGGGCCGUAUUCCGUGUAUGAGAAGGGCGCGCCUCACGUCGACCCCGCUGUCUUCGACCUGAACGUCCCGCUACUGGGCAUCUGCUACGGCCUGCAAGAGAUUGCGUGGCACCAUGGGAAGAACGUGCUUGCGGGCGAGAAGCGAGAAUAUGGGCAUGCCUAUCUGGACAUUCAGAGGCAUAAUAGUGGAGCAGGUCACAUCGACGAGCUCUUCAAGGGACUCGAGGACAAUCUGGAGGUGUGGAUGUCGCACGGAGACAAGCUAUCUCACCUUCCUGACUCAUUCGUUACGAUCGCGACAACCUCCAAUGCUCCGUUCGCUGGCAUUGCGCAUACCGAGAAGCCGUACUAUGGCAUACAGUUCCAUCCUGAGGUCACCCAUACGCCGAGAGGUACACAGCUGCUAAAGAAUUUCGCAGUCAACGUCUGCAGAGCGGAGCAGAACUGGACGAUGAGUAAAUUCGUCGACCAGGAGAUUACCCGCAUCAGAAAGCUUGUAGGUGAGAAAGGCCAGGUCAUAGGCGCCGUGAGCGGCGGCGUGGAUUCCACCGUGGCCGCGAAGCUUAUGCAGGAAGCCAUUGGUGAUCGCUUCCAUGCCGUUCUGGUCGACAAUGGCGUCCUGCGCCUUAACGAAGCCCAGAUCGUCAAGGAGACGUUGACGAAGCAUCUCGGAAUCAAUCUGACAGUUGUUGACGCGAGCGAGCGGUUCCUAGGCCUGCUCAAGGGCGUGAAAGAUGAUCCCGAAAGGAAACGGAAGAUCAUUGGCAACACCUUCAUCGAAGUCUUCCAGGAAGAAGCGAAGAAGAUCGCAGAUGCGGCAGCCGGCUCCUCGAAAGCUGGCGAGAUCGAGUGGCUCUUACAAGGCACCUUGUAUCCGGACGUCAUCGAGAGCAUUUCCUUCAAAGGCCCAAGUGCAACGAUCAAGACGCAUCACAAUGUUGGCGGCCUACUUGAGAAUAUGCACCUCAAACUGAUUGAGCCAUUGCGAGAGCUCUUCAAGGACGAGGUCCGCGAACUCGGAACGCAGCUUGGGAUUCCAGAAGACCUGGUUUGGAGGCAUCCGUUCCCAGGCCCUGGCAUUGCGAUCCGGAUCCUGGGAGAGGUCACACCAGAUCAGGUCCGUAUCGCCCGAGAAGCUGACAACAUCUUCAUUGAGGAGAUCAAAGCCGCUGGUCUUUACCGAGAUAUCAGCCAAGCUUUCGCGGCGCUCCUGCCCGUCAAGGCUGUCGGCGUCAUGGGAGACAAGAGGGUGCAUGAUCAGGUCAUUGCUCUCCGUGCUGUGCAAACGACCGACUUUAUGACGGCGGAUUGGUAUCCGUUUGACGGGCAGUUCCUCAAGCGCGUCAGCAGAAGGAUUGUGAAUGAGGUCAAAGGGGUUUGCCGUGUCGUUUAUGACAUUACAAGCAAGCCGCCUGGCACCAUUGAGAUGGAGUGA
Molecule: messenger RNA, 1629 nt
Organism: Coniosporium apollinis CBS 100218
Lineage: Eukaryota; Fungi; Ascomycota; Dothideomycetes
Product: GMP synthase
Exons: 2
Coding region: 1-1629 (542 amino acids)
Biological process (GO): GMP biosynthetic process
Cellular component (GO): cytosol
Molecular function (GO): ATP binding; GMP synthase (glutamine-hydrolyzing) activity; GMP synthase activity
Source: RefSeq, a predicted model, not a curated record